Molecule: messenger RNA, 1514 nt
Organism: Rosa chinensis
Lineage: Eukaryota; Viridiplantae; Streptophyta; Magnoliopsida; Rosales; Rosaceae
Exons: 9
Coding region: 183-1301 (372 amino acids)
Source: RefSeq, a predicted model, not a curated record
GGGGGAGACAAAAGCCAUACCCCCCCCACUUCCAUCGUUUUUAUUUGGUAAACGAGGUUAGUCUCGAGAGAACAGAAGGGGAGAUUACUGAAGAAACCUCAACUUCUCAGGGCGCCGUAUUCUCUGGCGCUGUAACCGGUGUGCCAGGAGAGGUUAGUGUGAAGAAAAACCCUGUGUUCCAUAUGAUUCAGUGCUUGGAAAGCCUAAAGCAGUUGAGUUCUGGUGAAAGCAGUCAAAAAGGCGACAGGGUUUUGAUUAGGUGCCAGGCUACUCGAGAUCUUGUUUUGGGCUUGAAGAACAUGGCUUCAUAUCUUCAUGAUUUGCAAAGUAGAGAGGAAUUUAGAGCAAGAGAUGGACCAAAGGUUGUGGUGCGUAUUCUAAAUGAUGGAUUUGGGAACAGAGACAUAUUGUUCAGUGGCUUUGCUGUCGUUGCUGCUGCUUCAACGGGUAACAAGGAUACAAAAGAGUCUUUCAUGAACUUGAACAUUGAAGAGCUUAUUUUGCAAGCACUUUCAAAAAGUAGACACGCAAGAGGUGAAAGCAGCAUUGACUUGAAUGUCAGUUUAUAUGAUGCCAUACAUAUUCUCUUAACACCUGACGAUACUCGUUUUCCGCCUUCCCAAAUAUGUGGUAAUGCGCGGAAAUUCGCCCAAACUGGAAUUGUAGAAGUUCUGCUUCAAGUUAUGAACACAGCAGCCCUAUCUGAGCGUUUUUUAGCAGCCAUCGCUUUGGACGCUAUUGCUUUCAAUAAUAAAAUAUGUGCAAUCAUAAUUCAAAAGGGUGGUACUGCUAGAGUUCUCUCCUGUCUUCAAAGCGUUCUCCCAGAUAUAUUCGGUACUGACCAAGACAAAGCAGUAACAAAAGCUUGCUGUUCUUUGUUCUCCAAGUUGGCACGAAGUCCAAUUCUUUCUGAGGAGAGUUUGGCUGAGGUUUCUAAACGGAGUUUGGCUGCGCUAGUUUACCUCAGCGGUACUCCAUGUUAUUCUGACUCUUCAGUCCUGCAAGAGAUGAUGUCUCUUAUUUCAAUACUCUCCCUAAAAUCCCCUGCCUGUGCAUUUGAAGCCGGGGUUGGAAAACUUACAAUCAAGGUCAUGAAGGAUUUCCCUGCUGCACAAAUACUACAAUGGAGAUGCUGUCUCAUUAUCCGGAAUCUUGCUGUAAAAAACUCAGAAAACAUAAAAAUUAUGGUCGAGAAUGGUGUCGAAACAUUGAUAAGGCAGGCGAAGCAGACGCAUGCAAUCUGUAAGGAUGCUGCGACAGACGCCCUAAUGUGUCUGGAACUUGAUGAUUACUACGUGUAAUUAUAAAAGAGCCUAUACUCAACUUCAUGUAUGUUUUCCCUGUUUGUUUUGGCUUUUGCCCAAGGUCUGUGAUGUAGCGGUUGGUUUUGAUAUUUCAACAGCUGGGAUCUUAUUAUAUUUUUCAACGGGGUUAUUUGGAAGAGUUUUUAACCAUGCCAAACGCUAUUAAUGUAUAGAACUGAGGAGCUUUUUAUUCAACUGCUUUUUGAAGUA